AGGCGCUCGUAAUUAAUAUUAUCGAAAUACAGAACAAGGAUAAUAUUAAAUAAACGGCUAGUCAUUCAAUACCAUAAUCCGAUAUUACGGGUAUCAAACACGUUUAUUAAAAUGAACAUAUAAAUGGUGAACAAAUAACAAUGAUGCUUAUUAACAACCUGAAAUUUGUUUUUUUAUUGCUUCUGCAAAUCGAAGCUUUGGAAUCUAUGGAGUUCAAUGACGAUCCAAUGUUUACCUUCACUUGCACAAACGAGACUCCUGACCAGUCUGUGUUCGCUACAACCACCUACUACGACUUUAUAUACAUCAACAUGGGAUGUGUCACACCAAAAAUCGUAUUUGCUGAAAUGAUUCAAUCAUUAAGGCUGAUGAUUCCUAAGAAACUUCAGAUUGAUUUUAACAAAGAUUCAGUGCUAGAGCCUUCACAAUUUGAAAACUUAAACGUGGAAAGCCUGUAUAUACAGGCCUACGGAGAUGGAAAAAGUGUAUUCAAUACGGCUAUACUGACUGUAAUGACGAAAUUGAGAGUUCUGCGUUUGAAAUUUGUUCAGUUGCCGGAAAUGCCUAAGACGUUAUUGAGAGAGGUGCAGUUAACGGGAGGCGUAUCUUUGGGUGAAUUUGGUGAUUGCUCGAGUUUGGAACGGCUUACGUUGGUGUGGUGGGAUGUAUCGAUGAUUCCAGAAAUGUGGUUAGAGAGAUGCAAAUCACUUCGGUCGUUGACCUUGAAGCAGAUGUCUAAAAUAGAAGAUUCAGCCCGAGUUUUAGAUGGAGCCUUUUCAGUAACCGAACUUACCCUGUACAAGUGCAAACUCAACCAGGUGUUGACAUCAAACCUACUGAAAGACCAGAAAGCGCUAAGGAAACUGACUAUACACCAUAAUGGGAUCAAAUAUAUUUCAUUCCAAGAAACCCUGCCGAAACUCCAAGACGUGGACCUAUCCAACAACGAGUUAGUCAGCUGUGAAGACGUGGCGAGUCUCAUGGCGUGGCAAAGCACAACCCUGGUGAACCUUACCGUAGCCAGCAAUAAGCUUCUCGACAUGUGCGAACAAGAUGAUACCCACCAGUAUAAGAUUAUGGACGGCAGCAAUAUCCCAACAAUGAAGCGUUUGUCAUUCGCUGACACAGCCACUUCGACGCUCUGUUUUGAUGAAAUGCUUAACGUUGAGUCUUUAGAAUACCUCGAUCUUGGCAAAAACCGCAUAACACAGCUACAGUUCCAGAGACUGCCAUUAUCAAGUGCUAAACACUUAAAAGAAAUUAAUUUCAUUGGCACUCCUAUUCAAGAAAUAGAUUUUGACAAAACGCACUAUGAUCUGUUGAGCGGUCGCGAGGAAUUAAAAUUGACUGGAGUGCAGUUGUCGUUGCCUUGUGAUUGCUCUUAUGCGUGGUUAGCGCGCGCGAUUCGAGACAAACGCCUAUCUUUAAAGGCGAACUGCCAACUGUUACCUCUUGAAGCAGUCCCCGUUGACAGUGUAGAGUGUGAUAAAUUUAAAUGCCAACGAUGUGUGUGCCGCAAAUCAUGGAAAGAUGACACAAUUGCCGCGGAGUGUGCUGGUGAACAAACAGAAAUAGUUCGGAUACCAGGAUUAAAACAAUUCAUCGCCCCUGGAAAUCGUAUUGAGAACAUCACUGCUUCUGAUAUCACAGAAACCUUAAUGGAAUUGAAUUUAAAGGAUAACCACAUAUCAAAACUAGAUGUUUCUGUUGUGACAGCCUUAUUCAAUGUGAGCGAGAGGCGCCUACACUUGGCCGGAAAUCCUUUCGUUUGCGAUUGUGAGAACUUACCAUUGAUUCAAGCUCUGCAGACGCAUCAGCAUCAAGUAAAAGAUUAUGAGAACUUAACGUGUGUCAGUGACGGGACUCCUAUCAAUGACGUAGACUUGGACCUACUCUGUGCAGAACCAAUUAAUCCGUUGUAUUGGAUCAUCACAGCGUUUUUUCUAGGAGUGAGUGCUAUAGUCGCCCUUGGUGCAGCAGUGUUCUUUCGGUACGAGCGACCAAUUAAGGUAUUCCUAUUCGCCCGAGGAUGCUGUCCCUGGUGGUUGCAUGAAGAAGAAAUUGACGCGGACCGUCCGUACGACGCCUUCGUAUCCUUCGCUCACGAAGACGACGACUUCGUCUGCACAGAACUUCUUCCUGAGCUCGAAGAGUACGGAUAUCGCCUCUGCAUCCACUAUCGCGACUGGGUAGCCGGCGAGUGGAUCCCAGCUCAGAUCUCCCGAUCCGUGCAACAGUCGCGACGAACCAUCAUAGUAAUAUCGAAGAGUUUCUUAGCCUCCACUUGGGGGAUGCUCGAAUUCCGAAUGGCACACAUCAGUACCCUGAAAGAAGGAAGACCACGGAUCAUUGCGCUGAUGCUCGAAGAUGUAACACUUGAUGAAGUGGACGACGAGCUGAAGGGGUACUUGAGUAGCAACACCUAUAUCAAGUGGGGGGAAAAGUGGUUCUGGGAUAAGUUGAAGUAUGCUCUUCCGCAUAUUGAUGGGAAAGUAGAGCCUACGGAUAACUUGGAGAUGGGAAGUCUAAAUGGAGAUCCAGACGGAUGACGAAAUCUUAAUGAAAUACUGGCAACUGUAAAUAUAAUGUGUAAGACUGCCCUAAUACAUUUAGUCGAUAUGUAUUAGAUGAUUUUUUGAUUUCCUCCUAGAGCGAAUUCAGCCAGAAAGUAAAUGUGCACAUUAUUUUUCUUAUUUUACUGAUUUACACGAUUAAUAAGUAGUUUUACAAAACAAUAGACUGCACUUUCAUUAUUAUUCUGACAAGGUUCACUCAGGGGAGAUUAUAAGGUGAAAAUAAACGGAAUAUAUUUAAUUAUAAAUUUAAAAUAAAAUCGUUCUCUUUGUAAUUUAAGUCUCAUGUCAGAGUGGUUCGAGUGCCAGCCAUAUCCAUUGUCUGUGAAUAAACGUUAAUUACAAAUUUAAUACCAAACGGAGACAAAGGAUUUCCCAUUUUAUAUUUUAAGUUAGAAUGUUCUAUUUUGCAGGUAAUUGUUGCUAGGGUAAUCCCUCUCGAUGUCGGUAGGGAAAUGGGUUAAUUAACGAGAUCUAUAUCG
Pectinophora gossypiella (pink bollworm) is the source of this 3055-nucleotide messenger RNA. RefSeq names its product protein toll-like. The record is from RefSeq and is a predicted model, not a curated record. Gene Ontology annotation, cellular component: membrane. The coding region runs from base 141 to 2549 and encodes 802 amino acids. Gene Ontology annotation, molecular function: transmembrane signaling receptor activity; protein binding. NCBI's taxonomy places the organism in Eukaryota, Metazoa, Arthropoda, Insecta, Lepidoptera, Gelechiidae. The transcript has 12 exons. Gene Ontology annotation, biological process: innate immune response; toll-like receptor signaling pathway.